Messenger RNA from Sphaerodactylus townsendi, 4541 nucleotides. It is a transcript of the gene SLC66A2, whose product is annotated as solute carrier family 66 member 2. The coding region runs from base 326 to 1168 and encodes 280 amino acids. Gene Ontology annotation, biological process: retrograde transport, endosome to Golgi; phospholipid translocation. Lineage: Eukaryota; Metazoa; Chordata; Lepidosauria; Squamata; Sphaerodactylidae. Gene Ontology annotation, cellular component: endosome; trans-Golgi network. The transcript is spliced from 6 exons. The record is from RefSeq and is a predicted model, not a curated record.
CUCUUGUUGCUGGACGCUCCACUGCCGAUUGUCACCCGUCGCUCGGGCAGGCGGCGGUCGUGGGAGCGGCAGGGCGGGAAGAGGCGCUGCAGCCGCAGGAGCAUCUGGGGAGGCGGCGGGGGCUGCGGCCGCUCCCGUAGCUGGAAGCAGCUGGAUGCGGCGGUGUGGAUGGAAGGGGCCCUCGGGAGGGGAACUCGUGCUGAGAAGUGGCACCAAGAAGAGGGUUGUUUGAAGAAUGACACGCACGCUGUGGGAAGGUUGAUAUGAAUAAAAGCAUCCCAGCCUGAAGAAGUCAAAGGGAGAUCCAUUUUCAGCAGCUGCCCUGAUGUUAAGGGACUUUCUCCUGGCCAUCAUGGAAGCCGAUGACCUGGAAUGGCUAGUGGCUCCAGUUCAGCAGCUGAUAUCCUGGGGUGCAUCGGCAGCCAUGAUUUUUGGAGGUGUGGUGCCCUACAUUCCUCAGUAUCGGGAUAUUAAAAGGACACAGAAUGCAGAGGGCUUCUCAACCUACGUAUGCUUAGUAUUACUAGUUGCAAACAUUUUAAGGAUACUUUUCUGGUUUGGGAGGCAUUUUGAGUCCCCUCUCCUGUUGCAGAGCAUUAUAAUGAUAAUUACAAUGCUACUCAUGCUGAAAUUAUGCACUGAAGUACGUGUGAUAAAUGAGCUGAAUAUAAAACGGCGGUCUUUCUCAGCUGCAGAUAGUAAGGAUGAAGAAAUCAAAACACCUCCAAAGAGAUCCUUUCUGGAUUUUGACUUGAUCUAUUUCUGGCACUGGAGCAAGUUUACAGAUUAUGUACAGUGUGUUCUGGCUUUCACUGGAGUAACAGGAUACAUUACUUACCUUUCUCUCGACUCCAUUAUCUUUGUGGAAACAUUGGGCUUCCUUGCUGUGUUCACUGAAGCCAUGCUGGGCAUCCCGCAGCUCUACCGUAACUAUCAGAAUAGGUCAACUGAAGGAAUGAGUGUGAAGAUGGUACUGAUGUGGACCAGUGGCGACACUUUCAAGACUGUGUACUUCCUUCUCAACCAAGCUCCUUUCCAGUUCUCCAUUUGUGGACUUCUCCAGGUCUUUGUGGAUAUGGCCAUCCUGAUGCAGGUUUACUUCUUCAGCUGCUACCCCCAGAAGCCAACUUCACACCCAACACACCCAGCCAGUACAAAGGCUCUUUGAAACACAAGGUGGAGGCGUCUGUAAGUCAGCAGAGUUCGGAACCAGUGUUUCAGCUUCAGCUUUUAAAUACUGCAUUUCUAAAGGGCUGGAAGAAGAAGAAGAAGAAUACAUGGAAAGGGUAUCAUAUCUGGCAUUAUUUCGAAGCACUGGUGUUCCUUGGGUUGCAAGCCCAUUGGAGUGGAUUUUUCCCUUUGGAGUUCCAGUGAGGGGUGUCAUUUUUGUAUCUAUGUAUAUAACUAUGAGUUUUAAUUGCCUGUAUCUAUAAGUAUGUGCAUGUAUGUAUGCGCACAAGCAUACUCGCAAAGGCUGGAUUUUUGUGUUUUCGUUGCUAUUUAAAAAGAACAGUUCAGCCAUAAGAAUCAGAGAAUAUUUUGUCUGAACCUUUUAUCUAUUUAUAUAAAAUAUGGGUAUGUUUAGAGCUUUUGGAAUAUCUGUUAAGUAUUUCUGAUAGAGCUGACGAAGGGGAUGUAUUCAUCAACAGUAUAAAUACGAAGCUGGCUUUUAAAAUGGUGGGUGCAAUUGAUCAAAGAUGGGUGAGUUACUGGGGUGGGAAGAGACUGGAGCUGGGAAAAGAGGAGUAGUGAAUGGCAGAAAGAAUCCUAUUUUAUCAGUUAUAAACGUAUUGAUAAGAACAUUCCCAUGUACACUGCUGGACCAGUGUGACCGGGAGAUAGUUCACAAUUAGUCAGAUGCGGUGUGUGGUAAAAUCAGAAGUAUAAAUUAGAUGUUAACUUGGUGACGUAAGAACGGAGGGAAGGAAGAAGUUUAACAUCACGUGGUAGUACUCUUUUUUCUGAAAUAGAGGGCUGAGGGAAUAAUGUCUAGCAAACAGUGUUAAAAGUAAGGUUUAUGACAGGGACUAUAUAAAAGUGACAAAGAUGGAAAGAAAUACAAUUUGUAGUUUAGGCCUUAUGUACACUCCUUGUGCCAGAAUAUUUAUAUCAGAUAAAAAACAGCAAAGUUACAUAGCUUACGACUCUUCAAUAUAGGCACAGUGAAAUGGCUCAUACCAGUGAGGCAUUGGCUGCAUUGGGAAUAUUGUCAGUAUAAGUGCAUCUUAAACUAGGAAACACUACCUGGUUCUGAGAAAGAGAGAGCAGGGUAAUGGAGAAGGUGGCCAUUUUGAGGAAUUUUUAUAUAGGGCUGGCCUCUUCUUUUUCUAAAAAGGAAGCUGAACCUUGACAUUUCUUUACAUAUUAUUUAAGGCCAAAUCAGGUCAUUUUGUGCUCUUGGACAAAACUUUUGCAGUAGCCGAUUGUUGUAUUCCUAUGCCCGUCGCUUAAGGAAGUCCACGAAGACUCCCUAAGAAGGUGAGAAUGAAACAGUAGCAGGGGGACCACAUAUGAAUUGUGUGUGGCGCAUAUGAGGGACAGGGAGGGUGCGUGUGUAAAGCAUCCUUUCAGAGGUCUGCAUGUCGCUUUCUGCAACUUUGGACUUGAAAACUCAAGAACCGCAGAGUUGAAUUUUGAAGCUGUUUGGCUAGUUUCCAAGAAGAGCUUGCUCUGACCUUCUAAGAUGCAAGCUGACUUUUCAGUUGUGUUCCGCUUCAGGAAGUAUUCCAUCAUCUUCAAAGAAAUCUGUGGUGGCCCAGAAAUGUAUAUUCUUCACUGCUCCAGAAAUUCCGCUACAGGAUGGCAAUUUAGGUCAGCAGUAGAUAUCUGCUGAAUGGCUGUUCUUAUUAUUUGUAACUGGUCCAAAGGAUAUUUUACUUUGUGCACCUGCAGCUCUGAUCUACUAAAAGCUGAACUGCCCUCAGCUGGACCUCUUCCCUGCCUGAUGCAUUUGGCUGCGCCAAAUUCCUCUCUCUGCCAAAGAGACAGCAAGAUUUCAUCACUGCAGUGCAAUGAGAAAACCUAUCAGGAGCUUUUGUUUGCAAAGAAUCGUUUGCCUUCUGCAUUUUAAUAGAUUUUCUUUCCAGACGUUUCAUUUGUCAAGUACAGAAAAACCUCACGCUGGCUGGGCUUCCUCUUCUACAAGUGAAAUCCGCCAUGUCCAAGGGGCAAAUUUUGCCAAUAUGGCAGCUGGAUAAAAAGGAGAUCAGCCUGUCUUACAAUGAAGGGUGGGCAUCUCCUGCUCUGCAGCAGCAGGUAGCGGCUCUUUCCCUGCCUGUAACUGGCAAAUAAACCAAAUCUCAGGAAAGCUGGUUCAUUGAGAGCUUGGUGUGAAGCACGAUGGUUGACCUUUGACCAUGAUGGUUGACCUUUGGCUCCUUUGCUUAUUUCCUUAUGCCUGAAGUGACCUUACCAAGCUAAUGUUGCGUGGCAUGGCAGAAUACGAAUGUUCCAUUGCUUUCCUUUUGCACAGAUGUUCUGGCUGUAGGAGCAUCUGGGCAUUUCUUUUCUAAAUUGUAAGUUUCCACCAUGGUUCUGUUUCCCUGGUAUGCAGCUGUAACGAGGACUGUAUUUCUACAAGAUUUCUUACAAUAGCUUGCAAUGCUGGGGUUUCUAUUUUAUGAAAUGGCCUCCUUGCUCCCGCCAUUUAUCUUUGAAAAGGGAGUGAAAAUAAUUAAGCUAGUGUGUAUGCAUUUGCUUUGCCUGUGAAAAUGCAUAUAUCUCUGAUGCCUCUUUGUGUAAAAACAAGUAUUAUCUGAGGUAAAAUUAAUAGUAUCCCCUCUUUCCGUUUUUCUUCCUUCUUCUUGGAUGUUGUGGGCAGGUUCUUACAUGUUGAUUAUCCAGAAUGCAGGCUCUAUGGAUACAUGUCCUUCCCAGAAUUGCUGCAAAUGCCAGGUGAAAAGAGAGUAGGUUUGUGACAGAAAGGUACUUUUAUUGUGCAGCAUUGAAAAAGCUGGGGCUCAUGGCAGCAAACUUCACUGAUUUUAAGAUUGCAAAAGAUUUAGGGGAAGAGUCAAAUACCUCUUUUAAGACAUAUGCCAUUGAUCAACAUCAUUUAACUCCAGUGAGAUCGCAGAUAUCUAAGGUGCCUUUUAGAAGAUUCUCAAUCAUGUGGGCAGUUUUGUAUCCAUCUCCUAUAUAGCCGGGAGAAUGUUUAAAUAUCCCAACUGUGUGACUGGGUCUGACUUGCUGAGGCUUUUCUCACAGAGUUGGCAUUCCCAUUGGAUGUUGAUUCAGUGGAAAGGACUCCUAUUUGUCAUUUAAAUAUUCUCCCAACCAAGUGGAGUUGCUGUUGGAUAAGCAGUAGCUGUGUUGGAAGAAUAUCUAAAUGGCACCUCGGCAGCCAGCUGAUCCCUUUUAAAGUUACAUUUUUUUUAAUGUGUAAAAGAAAUCUCUGUUAAUAGUGAUCAUCGCAGUUUAGAUGUCAAUAAUUUUAACUGCAUCUUUGUUGAAUGUAUGGUAUAUUUUGAUGACAGUUGCACUCUGUUUAUCAGUUACAAUGAUUUUUUUAAAAAAUAAAUGGAUCAAUUAUGCACCUCUUU